CCACCCCUUUCCUGAGGAAUGUCGAUGUUUGUUAGAUGAAGCAUUGCUUUCACUUUCACGUCAGGAGAACGUGAGACGAAAAGCUGACGAACCAGCUCAAAGAUGAGCUUUCCUGUUGCUGCUUCUUGGACCAAUGUUGGAGGCCUCAGUGAGGGAAAGAGAUUUUUUAUCCAAGGCUUUGUCGGAACAUACACAGAAAGAUUUGCAGUGAAUUUCCUGUGCCCCAAUGGCGACAUCGCCUUCCACUUCAAUCCGCGAUUCGAUCAGUUAAAGCCGGUGGUCGUGUGCAACACGCAGAUGAAAAGUAAAAAACCGCUCUGGAAGUUCUGGGAGAGCGACGAAGACUUCUGGGGGAAAGAGGAAAUUGCCACCGGCACACCUUUCACGCAGGACAAUUCUUUUGACAUGACCAUAGAUGUUGAGAGUGGCUGCUAUCAGGUAUAUGUCAAUGGAAAUCACUUUUUAGAGUACAAGCACCGUCUUCCCCCCAAAAGAGUCCAGACCUUGGAGAUCAAAGGUGAUGUCUCAGUGAACCACUUUGAAUUUUCUGAGACUAAAGCUCCACCCGCUUACAGCCCUCCUGAUUCCGGUGACACCACAUAUGACAAAGAAGAGAAGCGUGCUCCAUAAGCAAAGUCAACUAAAAAAGUGAAGACCCAAGAUGAGCCUGCGUGAUCCUUUGGAAAACGGAAGUCCUGGCUGGUUGGGUAAAGGGAUGGAUGCUCUUUUCCUGACCUCACUGAGGAUGGAGUUCAGCUGUUAUGUGCAGAAUGAAGGAAAAUUAAUUAGUGUCAAGAAAAUCGGUAGUUAGCAAAAUAUUUGCACGGUUUCUAUAUACUGUACUAUAUACUGUAUAUUGUAGUGUUCUGUUCUAUAUACUGUACUAUAUACUGUUAUUGUUGGCUGUUGUGAGGGCAAUGGGAGACUGUAAAACAACAAGGCUUGAGGAAUAAACAUCGUAAAUUCAAGUAAACUCAAGUAAACUCAAGGCCCUUCAACAGUCACCAACAAUGCUUUGUUACCAGCAGAUCCUGCUAGCCGCCCACAAUACAUUUCCUGGAAAUCAUUCGUUAGGCAAAUGUUUGCAAACAAAUCCACAAUUUCCAUUGAUGCCUUUAGGAAUCAGUUAUCUCGGUCCCCUCCUGCCAUUGUUUCUUUUCCUAAAAUGGCUGCAGCCAACCAGCUAGAGGGAAUUCAAAGUGUGUGUGUGUGGGGAAACAGAUUUGUCCAAUCUCUCUCCCCACUCCCUUUCCCCACGGUUUCUGUCCGAAAAUGGCUGCCACUGACCAGCCAAGCACAACAAGUAAGGAAGUGGACAAACUUCGGCUCUUUGGAUAUCUGAAUCUGUGGGGUGUAUAAUGAGGUUUGGGCAUGAUUAUUUCUGUUUGGAUAAGUGAACUGGCAGAUAGUGAGCAGGUGGGCAACAGGACCUGCAUGUUCUUUAUGCUGCUUGUGUUUAUGCUGGCUUUUAGGUUGCUUUUUUGGGCUGACUGAUAAGUCCAUUUUAAUAUUCUUCUGCUUUAAUUUGUCAUGUUAAUAGCUUGAUUAGCCACCUGCAAAGGUGGUAUAGAAGUGAAACAAGCAAGCUUGGAAAUUUUAAAUAUGUAAAUAAGUGCUAAAUAAAUAACAGAAAAGUGUGAUCCUCUAGGAAUUCUUGCGUUACUUUUAUGUAAUUUCUCUAAAAUGCAUGUUACAUCAGGGACAAUCCUCCUUGCCAAUGGGGCAAUCCUCCUUUUGCCCAUGCACAACCAGGAGCACACUUUAAGACUGCCAUUGUGCAUUGGUAGUUAUGUCAGGUGUCGGGCCAGUGGACAUGGACUGGGGGAAGAAAGGAUUUGCAGGCCAAAUUGGGACCAGCAGCCAGCCAAAUAUGGCCUGCAGAUUGGAGGUUGCUUCACACCAUAAAAGAUCAAACGGAGACUUUUGAUGAUAUUAAGAUUGGCAGAGACAAUUUUCAGCCCACGUGUCAGGGGUGGAUACAGCCUUAGGCAAAAGCGAGCAGAGCAGGAUAUACUGUAAUGUUUGCCUUCCUCCGGUAGGCUAGUUUCUGCACAAGCACACACCUAUGUUGUCCCUCCAGGCAAGGAAGUGGCAUUAUUGGAGUUCAGGGAGGCAUUCCAGCCAGAGAAAACACUCAAGGAGCAUUCACAGCAGGGCCAGUGAUAGAUGUGGGGAUGUGGCUGGGUUUUUCAGAAGCAGGUCAGGCAAAGUUUGAACCUGCUGAGUCUACCACGAUUUACAAAAAUGCAAACACAACACACUGACUAAUAACUGUUAGUGAAUAUAUAAUUGGUUAUGAUGUCAUUCAAAAUAUAUGAAUAAACCACUUCAAAAUGAUGUAUAUAUCAUACAACUCAUCUGUGACGAUCACCCAAAUUAGGGACAGCAUAGAAGAAGUUAAAGGGAUUAGCCAGUUAGAACCCUAGGGGGCGGGGUUAGGAGGACUAUAUAAACCCACCCCUGGGAGGAGAAGGGUUGUUGUUGUUGGGGCUGGUUGUGGAAGGUUUGAGGGGGCAGUUGAGAGAGGCAGAGGGUGAGGCAGAGGUAGCGAGGUAACCAGAAGGGAGAGAGAGUUUGGAACUGUUCUUGAUUAUAAGCUAUAGGUAUAGGCCAGUAUAGGAACUGUUAUGAAAGAAAAUAAGAACUAAUCUUUUGGAAACCACAUGCUUAUGUACUAAAUCUAAAUCAACCCAGUUUUUUCCCAACGUUAUCCCUGACUGGAGUGAGUGGAGAGAUUACCAGACAUACACUGGUUGGUGGCAGCGGAAUUAAAACGUGGUUGGUGCAGGUACCAACGGACCGUGAAACGUCUGGGGGUUCUUUGCAGGUUGAGGUACCGUAACUGCCACAUCACCUCACAAAAUAUACA
Zootoca vivipara (common lizard) is the source of this 2869-nucleotide messenger RNA. Its product is annotated as galectin-5. Gene Ontology annotation, biological process: positive regulation of gene expression; negative regulation of type II interferon production; negative regulation of CD4-positive, alpha-beta T cell proliferation. Gene Ontology annotation, cellular component: nucleus; cytosol. Gene Ontology annotation, molecular function: carbohydrate binding; galactoside binding. The record is from RefSeq and is a predicted model, not a curated record. Lineage: Eukaryota; Metazoa; Chordata; Lepidosauria; Squamata; Lacertidae.